Molecule: messenger RNA, 2780 nt
Organism: Cucurbita maxima (winter squash)
Lineage: Eukaryota; Viridiplantae; Streptophyta; Magnoliopsida; Cucurbitales; Cucurbitaceae
Product: leucine-rich repeat extensin-like protein 5
Exons: 8
Coding region: 125-2536 (803 amino acids)
Biological process (GO): regulation of mRNA splicing, via spliceosome
Cellular component (GO): nucleus
Molecular function (GO): mRNA binding
Source: RefSeq, a predicted model, not a curated record
AACAUUGUUCUGUUCUGACUGAAGCUAUUUCCCGGAGCACUUCGUGUGCUCUCGUAAGUGCGGCAAUUCUUCAUUGUGGAUUCAAUUUUGAAGAACGCAGCGGUUCAGGUGAUUGGUGAACAAUAUGAGUGCAGAGGUUGAAAAGACGUCGCAUAUUGAACCGGGAAAUGCGAAGAUGUCUGGAGCAACUAAUUCAUCUGCUGCACCAAUGGGAAGCCAAAAGGUUUCCAUGUUUGCAGCGAAGACUGGGUUUGUUAUACCAAAAAACAAGCUUUCAGGAUCUUUGGUUCCCGUCUUUCGAGUGAACAAGAAGUUGGGAGGGAAUGAAUCAGCUAAUGGAGAUAAUGAGAAACAGUCUCAAAGAAAAACAAAGUGGGGUCCUGAUCUAACACAGGAUUCUGCAGUUAGAAGGGGGAGGCUCAUAGCUUAUCAGACUCGAUUGGAACAAAUCAUGGAACUCCUUAAGUCUGGAACCCUGGAGGUUCCAGAGACACAAGAUUCAGCAAUAGAAGCUGAGAAUGUUGAUGAUUCCCUGGGUUCCCAAGCAACUAAUGAGGUAAAUUCAGAGCUCGUAUUACUUUCAGGGACAGUUUUCUCUCUGUAUGAUUUUGAUGUAUGCCUUAAUCAUAAUAUACAGGUGCGAAACAACGAACUUUUGGAGAUUGAGAAACGUGAAGUUAUUGGUGAAAUACUAAAACUGAAUCCAAGUUAUAAGGCCCCUCCUGAUUAUAGGCCCUUGUUGAAAGCAGACAAGUUACUUCUCCCGGUUAAAGAAUAUCCUGAUUACAACUUUAUUGGCUUAAUAUACGGCCCCAGUGGGGAAAAUCAAAAGCGAUUAGAAAAGGAAACUGGAGCCAAAAUACAAAUUUGUGGUAUUAGAGCUGGGACAGGUGAAAAGGACGAAAUUAAACCAACUGAUGGACACGAAGCUCAGAGUGGUUAUGAAGAGCUGUAUGUCUGCAUGUCAGCUGAUACAUUUGAUAAGAUCGACGCUGCAAUUUCUGUUAUAGAACUCCUAAUCACCUCAAUAUUGGGAAAUUUGGCCACUGGUCCCACAUCGUCCGAUUUGGUUUCUAGGCAGGAAAGUUCUUCCACCCGAGCCGAGGGUACGGUAUCAAAUGUUGGGCAAACUCCUAUGCCAAACCAGGGGGUUAUGCAACAAGGAGAGGUUUAUGCGCCAACUUCAGCACAAGGGCAGUUUCAUUAUCCUAACACAUGGUUGCCAAGGGGCCCUUCUCACAAUUUAACGCCUGCUCCUGGAUUUAUUUCCCCACAAAAUCCUCCAUCAAUUACGAACAACCCGAUCCAUUUGUCACGCCCACCUACUCCAAUUCCUUUCAACCCAGCUUUCCGGCCCCCCCCUGUUCAUCCUCCCAGACACCAGUUUCCUGCACAAGACAUGCAGCAACCUUUCAUGACUCAGCCCAGUCAUGUUGGUCAACCUGGGGUUCAUCCUUUGACAAUUCAACGGCCUUCAUUGGUUCAAUCUAGCGUCUCAAAUCCAAACUUCACUGGCAGUGGUCCAUUACCUUCAGGUCUACUCCUAAAUAUGCCAGGGUCAUCAAUUCCCUCUUCCUUUCCUCAACAUGUUCCCAAUAGCCUUCCUUCAGGAUCACUGCCUGAUCGCCCUUUGGCACCUCCUAGCACAGUUUCUACUGGUUUUUCUGGACACCCUCCACCGCAGGGUCCAAAUAACAUGGGACAGACGGCUCUAUCAUUUCCCCCACCCUUAGGACCUCGUGCAGCUCCACUGCAGGGUGUGAAUUCUUCUAGCGCAGUACCUGCAAAUACAGCAGUAGCCAAUGUGGAUGCAUAUGCAUCUUUUCCUUCUGGACCAUCCACCCCCCAGGCUCCAAUUCCGUCACCCCAUAUAGGGCAUCGCCCACCAUUUUCAGUUCCUUCAGCACUAUUACCCCCAACAGCACAUAACCCAGCUGGUAACUUCAUUGCUGGAUCUGCUUUAACCCGUCCAACACCACCUACAAAUACAAGUAACUUUACAUUUCAACCACGGGGUCCACCAAACCCGUCUGCUCAACCAAUGCUCAAUUUGAACAUUCAAAACUCACCUAGCGUACCUUCAUUGCAGCAGCCUGCAUCUGGGGCGCCAUCUUUCCAUCCGGCUGCCCCAAAUUUUCCCAGAGUUGGGAAUCAACCAUUUCCCGGACCCCAAGCUGGUAGCCAGAUUGGUAAUCAUCGAAUCCAAGAGGUCUCAACUAGGCUUCCUGCUUUCCUUGACCCAGGUCCUCGGACACAACUGCAUCAGAGAAACUUUAGACCAAGUAUGCAAAUGCAAAUGCCGAAUUUGGUGGGCAAUUUUCCUCACAGACCAGGGAACCAUAUGCAAAUUGAACAAGGUUUCCUCAUGCAAGCUACUCGAUCUGAUGUCCGGUUUGCUCCUCCACACUACAGUGGCAAUCUGACAUUUGUUUCUGGCCAGCCACCUCCAAGUUCCGGAGGGCAGCAAGUUUAUGAUCCGUUCUCUCCUACAUCUGUGUCUGGCACACAACAACAGGGGAGCAAUCUGCCUAGAUGAGAACUGUCAAACCGCAUCAGGUGUUUGUAGUUCUUAGUUAGUCCAAGUGCUGCAUGGACUAAAUCAGCCGGGAUCACCCAUUAAGGCCCCAAAAUGGCCACUCUAAAGAAUGUAGGUGAGUGUGAUGAGCAUCUACUAAGCUCAUAGAUCAAAGCUUGACUGUAUGAAAAAUUACUUAGAAUGGAUAUGUGAUCAAACCAUAUGUUACGUUCACCAACAUGCAAGUCAAUUUCAAUCUCUCACA